Molecule: messenger RNA, 2617 nt
Organism: Mytilinidion resinicola
Lineage: Eukaryota; Fungi; Ascomycota; Dothideomycetes; Mytilinidiales; Mytilinidiaceae
Exons: 4
Biological process (GO): vesicle-mediated transport
Cellular component (GO): Mon1-Ccz1 complex; intracellular membrane-bounded organelle
Source: RefSeq, a predicted model, not a curated record
UCACGAUGAUAUUGCAUUGACUGCGCACUCCCGUGCCGCCCUAGACGCCGGAGAGAGUAGCGGCUCCCCCUUGCUGAGACAGGAAUAAAUGCUGCUUUCGAACUUCGCUGCGAGUGACGCAAUACCUGUUCGCCGCACCACGACCGCAGCAGUCCGCUGAAGGUCUAUGUACUGACCCCACCGCAUGGCCGCCCCAGCAGACCACCUCUCCAAGGUGGUGCCCGCCCAGCUUGCGUUUCUCGGAAUCUAUAAUCCCUCGCUCGGCACCACCGAUGAUACCUUCCGCGAUCAGGUCGUCUUCUACUACUCCAAGGCGGCAAAGGGGAGGGCAAAGGGCAGCGGGAAGCAGGCAGAGGCAGAACACGAUCGCCAACUUCGCGAGGAUGAGAAUGAGAAGUUGCGGCAGAUCGGGCUUGCGCAGGGCAUGGUGGAUUUUGCGCGGAGUUUCUCCAACGGCGAAGCGGUUGACCAUGUGGAAACCGAGAAGGCUAGGAUCGUGAUGCAUGAGCUAGAGGAUGGGUGGUGGAUACUAGCUUCUGUCGACCUCACCCAACUCCCAUCCAAUACUCCUCCACCCGCUAAAGGCACUACUGCCUCUACACCAUCUGUAGAAUAUUCGUCGCGGGAGGUCAGCCCUCCGACAUUGCUCCUCCAACACCUGAAGAGAGCUCAUUCUGUAUUCCUCCUGCAUCAUGGAACGUCACUUGACGAGGUCUAUGUCAAGAUGGACCGCGCUAAGUUCUGCCAUAUCCUGGAUAAGUUCUGGACCAAGUUCGCCAACAACUGGGAUGUUAUGCUCCAUGGAAGCCCUGCUGUGGAUGUGUUCGGCGGCCUCAAGCUGGCGGCGGGUGGAGAACUUGGCAUGGGAGUUGGAGAAGAAGAGUGGGGAAGUGGUGAGCGGGAGGUACUGGAAGACUAUGCGGGGAGAACCGAGGGGCUAGUGGACUUGAUGGUGUCUCGUUUCGGGGAGCCCUCAGCAGUGCAACAACUGGAUCCGAGGACGGCCACGGGCAGUAAAAAGCUAGUUGAUAUGACCCCGGAGGCUGAGCCGUGGAUGGGAAGCGGUCGGUACACUGGUGCGUCUGACGGCGUAGUAUUCUCUGGAGUUGGAGCCAUCUCUCGAGCCUCGCUGAAGGACAUCUCUCACUGGGUGGAGUGGAUUUAUGCCCAUGGAGAGUACACAUAUGGAGUGAAGGAUAGCCCAACGUCAGACCGGAGAAAAAGGCGCAGAAAGGGCCCCAAGGCUGCUUCCAAAUCUCCAUCACCAGAAGCUUCUCGAAGGCAAGACGCGCCAUCCGCUAACGCCCCGAAACGAUCUGCUGCUGUUAAGAACGAAUCUUAUCGGCCUGGAAUUCCACCGCCAAUAGUUUCUGCUGCGGAAUCCUCUUUAGCAAAGGCAUCAUCUAGUAUUGAUGCUCAGAAUACCGAAAUGCGGGCCCCGGAAUCCAUAAAAGCUUCUCUAGGUGAUUCUGAGACUUGGGUGAAGUAUCUCACUCUUGGCUAUGGGACAACAUGGGGAGGCAGCCGGCCUCAAGCCUCUCGGCAGGUGUCGCAGCAAUACGGGGACAGCGAAACCGAUGACGCGCGGAGCCAGAUGGGAGAGACUAGGAUGCGAAAUAUUGACCCCGAUCCUGAUGUUGACCACGCUGAAGAAAGACGGAAGUGUCAAAUCCAUCAGGAGAAUACUGGAUACUUCAUAGUUGGCCUGAAAGGAGAUAUGGAUAACGAGGACGAAGAUGAAGAUGCAGAUGAUGAGCCUAAUUGGAACAACAGGAUACCGAUUCGUACACUUCAAGUCGAGCUUAACAAGGACGCAUUAGCCGAAUUUCCCGUCGAGGCCACCGAUCCGUUCUCUCCAAUUUCUUCCCGCAGCCAAUUAAUAGAAACUCCCCCAGUAUCAGACCCGAAGCACACCAGGCUCCGAGUUAUUGUCUAUGUGCACCGUCCCUUUGUUUACACCUUCCUCUUCGACCAUCGCACUGAAUCCCUCACGCUCGCCCCAUUCUACCGAAAUCUGCACACUUACUUCUCCCCUUUACAUCGCCCGCUCUCCAAUUCUACCGCACCUUCUCGCGUCGCCGCCCGCAUCGACGCUGCUAGCUCCCCUUAUACCACCACUGCCUCAAACACUUCAAACACGAGCCCCAUCUUUGACCUCGUCUACGACCCGCGCACUCUGACUGUCCACUCUUCCUUACCCAACAUCCCCGAGCCCGGAUCCCUCAGCGCUGAAGGUCUCACCGGCAACUGGAGCCGUAUCGACGCCCUGAACGUUCACGCCCAGAUCCUCAGCACGGUCUCUAGCACCUGCCGUUCCACUACCGAGAUUGAGCGUACCUGCAAGACCGGCCGCGGGUGGUGGGUCGUGUGGAUGCGGCUCCCGCCUUCCCACUCGCAGGACGCCGUGCGCCUCAAGGAGCGCCAGACUAGCCUCAAGCCGUCGGAAACGGAUACCGAGCAGACCGAGUUCGAUGCUUGCGACUUGCGGGAAGCGUUUUUGGUUCGCCGUGCGAGGGAUGCGGGCGUGGUCGGGAAGCCAAGCGGAGCAGCGGGGCGGAUGGGAACUGCAAUGUGGAAAGGUUUUGGAGGUGGAGGAGGGGGGAGCACAGCGGAGAAG